AUGAUGCAAGGACACCAAGACAUUCAGAAUACAAUUAACUCCUCCAUAAAUGAUCUUAGUUCCACAAUACGAGCUCUCAUCUCCCGGAUGGAUUCGCUAAUUCCCUCCAACAAUCAACCUUCAAGAUCCAGUGCAAUUCCUUCUCAACCCUUACCCAACCCCAAAGGUGGCAUUAACGCCAUUACUUUGCGGUCUGGAACCACACUGCAAGAGAGGAGUCAUGAGGAGCCAAGCUUCAAGGACAACAUUCAAGUGGAGGAUAUUGUUGAGGCAGAAGAAGAGGAAGUACAAGACAUGGUUGACGAAGAAGCAACUCAACCAGAGAAUAGCGCAUCAAAGGCAGCUGAAGCUACACGUGGCGCCAUCCCUAUUCCCUUUCCACACCUUGCAAGGAAGUCCAGAAAGCAGAUGGAACUUGAUCCCAAAAUGCAAGUACCUAAAUAUGCUAAGUUCCUAAAGGAUUUGUGCAUGCAUAAGGAUAAGAUCAAUGAAUUAGAAACUAUUCCUUUAAGUAGUUCAAUAUCUGCUUUAAUGGGGGAUAUACCUGAAAAAUAUAGUGACCCAGUUGUUGGAAUUGCUAAGGACGUGCUUAUGAGCAUUAAGGGGCUAACAUUUUCUAUUGACUUUUACAUCCUGGAGAUGCCCCCCAAUGACUCAGGAAAACCAUCAUCCAUCCUACUUGGAAGACCAUUUCUGAAGACUUCCAAGUUCAAGUUGGAUGCCUUCUCAGGAACUUACUCCUUCGAGAUAGAUGGCAGAGUGGUGAGCUUCAAUCUGAAUGAAGGCAUGAGGCGCCCCCCGGAAGAUCAUUUCAUCUUCCAGUUCGACAUCAUUGAUGAGACCAUGGCUUCAGUUCACCAAGAAGAAGUAGAAGAGAUACACAUGGAGCAAGGUUCAAGUGUGGGGACACCCCCUGAACACAACGAGGACACUUUGCCAUCAUCACUAGCUCCAAAUGAUCAAGUACCUAGCCAUGAGCAGAAAUUGGAGUUAAAGCCCAUUCCACCCCACCUCAAGUAUGCUUACCUUGAGGAUAAUCAGAAGCUCCCAGUUAGCAUUGCAAGGGAACUCACUUCCCAACAAGAGAAGCAGCUGCUUAGUGUGCUGAAAAGACACAAAAAGGCUAUUGGGUGGAGCUUGGUGGAUAUAACCAAUGGACAAUCAAAGGUGUCUAACAGAGAAAUAAAGCGCAUUCUGGAGAAGAUAGUCAAGCCUCAUAGGAAGGACUGGAGCACCAGACUUGUUGAUGUGCUCUGGGCGUAUCGGACAGCGUACAAGAUACCUAUUAGGAUGAGUCCCUUUUGCCUAGUCUACGGAAAAGCUUGUCACCUCCCAGUGGAAGUGAAACACAAGGCUUUCUGGGCUAUGAGGGAGUGUAACAUGGGAUUUGAGAAAGCUGGCACUGAAAGGAAGCUGCAACUAGUAGAACUGGAGACCCUUCGACUCGAAGCUUAUGACAACUCCAGACUGUACAAAGAGAGGGUGAAGGCUGUGCAUGACAAGCAUGUCAAAAGAAAAGAGUUUAGACCUGGGGAGCUAGUUCUCCUUUACAACUCCAGACUGAGGCUCAUGCCAGGCAAGCUGAGAUCUAGAUGGGAAGGUCCCUAUAGAGUGGAAAAGGCAGAGCCAUACGGAGUCUUCCACCUGAGUCAUCCUUCAAGCUCCAAAUACAUCAAGGUCAAUGGACAUCGCUUGAAGCUGUAUCAUAGUGAGAAAAUGAAAGACAAUAAAGAGCUAGAGGUCUUCCUCCUGGAAGAUCCACCAUCAGCAGACGAAUGA
Arachis duranensis is the source of this 1779-nucleotide messenger RNA. RefSeq lists its product as uncharacterized. The record is from RefSeq and is a predicted model, not a curated record. The coding region runs from base 1 to 1779 and encodes 592 amino acids. Gene Ontology annotation, molecular function: nucleic acid binding. The transcript is spliced from 4 exons. NCBI's taxonomy places the organism in Eukaryota, Viridiplantae, Streptophyta, Magnoliopsida, Fabales, Fabaceae.